CUUAAAGCCUUGUCUAGUACUUUGCCUUGGCGCAAUUAUACUCAAAAUUCUGCAAACGUCUACUUUUUGGUGUACGAGAAUACAGUUGGUAACAACUCACCGAAGAUUGUAUACGGAUUUGCAAAAGCUCAAAUAAAAGUGUACACUAGUAUCAGGAGCAGGCGAUCAGAAAGAAGUAGGUGUAUUUGAUAUUUGGUCAGCAAGACGAAUACUUCUCGUGCUGCCACUACCUUCUACUGCGGGAUACUCAACAUUCUUCUUCACUACAAGUGCAGUAAAAUUCUUUGACAGUAUGAAUAUCCUCCUGUGCCUGCGUGGGCAGGCUGCGAAUAUACGGGCGACGCGCUGCCGUGUAUGCUCUCACUGGCAGCUGCGCCGACUUUUCUUGCUUCUUCAGCUGCUGUUCCCUACACCACGAACGACAAAAGUAAAAAGGAGACAUUUAUCUACCUAGAAGAUACACGCAAAGAUCCGGAACCUGACACGUACCAUACAACUUGAUCCAUCGCGCGACCAGCUUUCUGUAUGCAUAUACAGCAUGAGUACAAUGAAUCAAUUCGUUCAGCACAAAAACUGUUUAUAGCUGUUAGUCUUGGUGUUACUAAUAUUCUUCUUUGUUUCAUCCCCACAGGCCGAAAAAAGUAUAAAAAACAAACGAAACUACACAAGCGACAUUUAUGUUUCUUUAGCGAUCACGAAAGUUUCAGUACUAGACCACAGAUAUCGCUAAGGAAAGAGUAAUUUUUUCUCCUCUCUGGAAGCUAGCACGUCCACGUUAUCACAUUCCUGACAAGCGACAGAAGUAGCGCAGAAACCAUUUCUGCGGAAAGCGACAAAGAUGGGCCCCAUUACCACCGGUUCCAGCAUAAUCGGGCUAAAAUACAAAGGUACAAUAAAAACUGGUGCUUGCGGGGGCAACUAUUUGUUUUAUGUUCCUGCGUUGACUACGCGGCGAUCAUGGCCAUACCUUUACAAACUCCGCUGCAAAAGAACGAAAAUCAAAAUCUCGUUUCCCAAUCAUAAAAACCGCUCAUUGAUGAAAUGCGGGCGAAAUUGUGUGUCCCGACCACAAAAUAAAUUUUUGCACAGAUGGCGUGCUUAUCGCUGGCGACCGAAUGUGCGCGUAUGGCGGUAGUCUGAAGUUUCCCGGCGUGCAAAGGAUAGAGCAGGUAGGGGACUGCACGCUGGUGGGCUGCAGCGGCGAGUUGAGCGACUUCCAAUACAUAAAAGACCUCAUGGGCGACGUAGACGAAGAGGACUGGAUCGAGCAAGGUAUAUAGGGAAUCAAGCAUGACAAAUCUUGCUCCUUAACGAAAUCAGCAUUACAAAUUCCAAAUAUAAUAGCGCUCGACGUGGUUUCCACUGACCGUCAAGCAUGCGACGGUCGCAAUAAGAACUUUUUUUGAAAUGUGCAGCUGUAUCUGAUUCAAAUAGCCGACGUAUUUCCGUUUACUUUAUUCCGAGUUCAAAAUUGUAAUUCGUUAAAUUCCAACAGACGGCAGCCGAAUGGGGCCGAAGCAAGUGGCGAGCUUUUUGGGUCGCGUUCUCUACAACCGAAGGAGUAAGGUGAAACCGCUCUGGAAUCAGGUACUAGAACUAGUAUUGCACGUUAUGCAUUACAAAUCUUUGUUUAAAGGGAAACCAGCAUUACAAAUUUUAUUUCUCAUGCUGAGGAAAUUUGUAAUGCAUUUAUACUACUAUACAGCUGGUCAUCGGCGGAGUGAAGCACGGCGAGCCACAUUUGGCGUACGUGGACCUGCAGGGCACGGCGUUUGAAGAGGACUUCAUCGCGACGGGGUUCGGGCUCCACCUGGCCAUUCCGAUCCUGCGGAAACACUGCGAAUACGGCAAAUACAAGACCCUGACCCUGGAGGCGGCGAAGAAGGUGGCGACCGAGUGCCUGGAGCUGCUCUUCUACCGGGACUGCAAAGCCUCGAUGGAGGUCCAGUUCGCUACCGUCGGCAGCGACAGCAAAGUCACCAUCGAGCCGCCACACAAGCUGAAGACCUUCUGGGAACACCCUACCUGGAUGAAGCCAGGCAGCGAGCACACGGGCACCGGCACGGCCUCGUGGUGAGAACGAUAAACCACAGCACUCCGGGAGUAGUAGAUGCAUGUUGGAUUGUGCUGUACCUUCAGGAUAGAUACUACUUCUUCUAGUACCCUAGGUUUAUUCAUUUGAAGAACCCCCUAAGAGCUGUAGUACUAGAAACUGACGACAUCGUACAGCAAGCACAGAGUGCUAGUUGACCCAGGGAAGACAUAAUUUUUUCAAAAAAGUCGAUAAAUCAAAGCAAGUCUCAGGACACUUGGUCAGAGGACUGCAAGGUAGUAGUUUGUGGUGAGCAGUAGGG
Messenger RNA from Amoebophrya sp. A120, 2354 nucleotides. NCBI's taxonomy places the organism in Eukaryota, Dinophyceae, Syndiniales, Amoebophryaceae. The record is from the annotation of a GenBank genome assembly.